Molecule: messenger RNA, 707 nt
Organism: Gryllus bimaculatus (two-spotted cricket)
Lineage: Eukaryota; Metazoa; Arthropoda; Insecta; Orthoptera; Gryllidae
Source: the annotation of a GenBank genome assembly
CAAGGGCCGUAGGGGUUUCGUCACACUGAUAAGUGUAUAUUUUGUUUGUGUUUUGCAAAUUGCUUUUAGCCUUUUGUCUUACCGUUUGUGUGCAGCUGAGUUGCUAAUGAAUGACUGAACAACGAAUUUUACUGACCAGAAAAUUCAAUGCAAAUAGAUUUAGAAAUAAUAUGUUGAGGACAGGAAAUGCAGAAAGGAAACGAGUAGUAGAAAGUCAUCCAAGGAGGAAAAAAAGAAACAUUGACAAGAUGGAGUCAGAAACAGAAGGAGAAAGAGAAAGAGAGAUUGAAGGAGGAAAACGACAUUUGAAUUGGAGAAGAAGCAGUGAAAUGACAAUUUCACGAAGUUUAGGUUCUCCCAAAAAUAUUAUUGUAGCAUUAAUUUUGUAUACAACGACGCCUCAAUCUAAAAAGAUGUUUAGGUAUAUUAUUAUUAUUAUUAUUAUUAUUAUUAUUAUUAUUAUUAAUAGACACAUAUAUACAGAAUUAGCCAUGUAUAACAAGACAAUAUAUGUAUCAAGACAAUCAUACAAUAUACAUGUUAAAUGUACCAAUUCUCCUUUCUUUAAUUUUGUUUGUUGUUUGAUGAACCCUCAAGCUUCCUCCCCCACACACAAAAACACACAUACACCUCCAAAUAUUCAGAACUCUAAAAUUUACCGACAAGGUUUUGUUUCCAUCUUUCACAUUAUCUCAACAAUUAUAUAG